ACAAUACUCGGUGUGUUUGAGCGUUUCUGUGCUUGGAUGUAAAAGUACUCACUUCCGGUUAUGGCAGCGACACAAAGAGCAGUUUCAGUGUUUAUCUAAGAGAACGUAAACAACACACAGCCCGUGUAAACAGCUGGUAAACAGCUAGAUACAACAUCUAAAUCAGGUGUCCCAAAAGGUUCAUGCUUAGGUCAGAGGUCAGUGACCCCGCCACGCCCACAAAGGGCGCCAUCUCAGACUCUACAGGCUUCAGUCAUCAGGUUAAAGGUCACGGCCGAACAAACCAAAGGGAGAUGUUUACCCAUAAUGCACUGCCGCACAAACAGCUGUCAGCGUGGUGGGGAGGGUUGUUGGUCUGGGCUGGUUCUGCAGCUACGGAAUACCUGAGUUUUCCAGAGUCUGAUGGAGUGAAGAGUGGACCAGAACCUCUCCAGAACCACCUUUUCUUUGGAAGAUGAGCUGUCUAACUUGGACGAGAUGCCUUUGAUGAUGUCGGAGGAGGGUUUUGAGAACGACGAGAGCGACUACCAGACGCUGCCUCGAGCCAGAGCGGGUCAGCGACGCGGAGGACUCGGCUGGUUCCUGCUGGGGGGCUGGAAGCUCCUCUGUGGCAGCUGCUGCGACUGUCUGGCUCACGUGUGUUGGAGGAAGAAGGAGCUGAAGGCGCGGACGGUUUGGCUCGGAUGUCCAGAGAAAUGUGAAGAGAAGUUUCCCAAAAACGCCAUAAAAAACCAGAAGUACAACGUCUUCACCUUUGUGCCGGGGGUUCUCUACCAACAGUUCAAGUUCUUCCUGAACCUCUACUUCCUGGUGGUGGCCUGCUCCCAGUUUGUGACGUCACUAAAAAUUGGAUAUUUGUACACGUACUGGGCGCCGCUGGGUUUUGUGAUGGCGGUCACGAUGGUGCGGGAGGCCGUGGACGAGGUGCGGCGCUUCCAACGCGACAAAGAGAUGAACUCCCAACUCUACAGCAAACUGACAGUUAGAGGUAAAGUUCAAGUCAAAAGCUCAGACAUUCAAGUUGGAGACCUGGUUAUUGUUGAGAAGAACCAGAGAAUUCCUGCAGACAUGAUUUUCCUGAGAACGUCUGAGAAAACCGGAGCGUGUUUCAUCCGGACGGAUCAGCUGGACGGAGAAACCGACUGGAAGCUGAAAGUCGCCGUCGGCUGCACUCAGAGACUUCCUGCUGUUGGGGACCUGUUCUCCAUCAGCGCCCACGUCUACGCCCAGAAGCCCCAGCUGGACAUCCACAGCUUCGAGGGGAACUUCACCCGGGACGACUGCGAGCCGCAGAUCCACGAGAGUCUGAGUAUCGAGAACACGCUGUGGGCGAGCACGGUCGUCGCAUCAGGAACGGUGAUCGGAGUGGUGAUCUACACGGGGAAGGAGACCCGGAGCGUUCUGAACACGUCGUUCGCCCAGAACAAGGUCGGCCUUCUGGACCUGGAGCUGAACCGCCUCACCAAGGCCCUGUUUCUGGCCCAGGUGGUUCUGUCCGUCGUCAUGGUGGCGCUGCAGGGGUUUGUGGGUCCUUGGUUCCGGAACCUUUUCCGAUUCGUGGUGCUCUUCUCCUACAUCAUUCCCAUCAGCUUACGCGUGAACCUGGACAUGGGGAAGUCGGCCUACGGCUGGAUGAUCACGAAGGAUGAAAACAUUCCCGGUACCGUGGUCAGAACCAGCACCAUCCCAGAGGAGCUGGGUCGGCUGGUCUACCUGCUGACGGAUAAGACAGGAACUUUGACUCAGAAUGAAAUGAUCUUCAAGCGUCUCCACCUCGGAACCGUCUCCUACGGGACCGACACCAUGGAUGAGAUCCAGAGCCACAUCAUCCAGUCCUACGCUCAGGGGCCGUCUCAGCCAUCCGCCGGUGCCGCUGCAGGCGGGGCCACGCCGUCCCGGAAGCCUCAAACCUCCGGUCCGAAGAUCCGUAAGAGCGUCAGCAGCCGCAUCCACGAAGCUGUGAAGGCCAUCGCCCUGUGUCACAAUGUCACGCCGGUCUACGAGUCCCACCCGGGUGUGAACGGAGAGACGGAGUCUGCAGAGGCCGACCAGGAUUUCAGCGACGACAACCGCACCUACCAGGCCUCCAGUCCGGAUGAGGUGGCGCUGGUCCGAUGGACGGAGAGCGUCGGGCUGACCCUGGUCAACCGAGACCUGACGUCUCUGCAGCUGAAGACGCCGUCCGGUCAGAUCCUGUCCUUCCACAUCCUGCAGAUCUUCCCUUUCACCUCCGAGAGCAAACGGAUGGGAAUCAUCGUUCGGGAGGAGUCGACAGGAGAGAUCUCCUUCUACAUGAAAGGUGCUGAUGUUGCCAUGGCGACCAUCGUUCAGUACAACGACUGGCUGGAGGAGGAGUGUGGGAACAUGGCGCGGGAGGGCCUGAGGACCCUGGUGGUGGCCAAGAAGGGCCUGUCUGAGGAGCAGUACCAAGACUUCGAGAACCGGUACAACCAGGCCAAGCUGAGCAUCCACGACCGGUCGCUGAAGGUGGCGGCGGUGGUGGAGAGUCUGGAGCGGGAGAUGGAGCUGCUGUGUCUGACCGGAGUGGAGGAUCAGCUCCAGGCUGACGUCAGGCCCACGCUGGAGCUUCUGAGGAACGCCGGCAUUAAGAUCUGGAUGCUGACGGGAGACAAGCUGGAGACGGCCACCUGCAUCGCCAAGAGCUCCCAUCUGGUGUCCAGAAACCAAGAGAUCCACGUCUUCAGACCGGUCUCAAACCGAGGAGAGGCCCAUCUGGAGCUCAACGCCUUCAGGAGGAAACACGACUGCACGCUGGUCGUCUCCGGAGACUCCUUAGAGGUGUGUCUGCGAUAUUAUGAGCACGAGUUUGUGGAGCUGGCCUGCCAGUGUCCCGCGGUGGUCUGCUGUCGCUGCUCCCCCACCCAGAAGGCCCAGAUCGUCCGACUGCUGCAGCGGCACACGGCCAACAGAACCUGCGCCAUCGGUGAUGGAGGAAAUGACGUCAGCAUGAUCCAGGCUGCAGACUGUGGGAUUGGGAUAGAAGGAAAGGAGGGGAAGCAGGCGUCGCUGGCUGCAGACUUCUCCAUCACCCAGUUCAGACACAUCGGACGGCUCCUGAUGGUCCACGGCAGGAACAGCUACAAGCGCUCGGCGGCGCUGGGUCAGUUCGUCAUGCACAGAGGGAUGAUCAUCUCCACCAUGCAGGCCGUUUUUUCCUCCAUCUUCUACUUUGCUUCUGUUCCGCUGUACCAGGGUUUCCUCAUGGUCGGGUAUGCCACCAUCUACACCAUGUUCCCCGUGUUCUCCCUGGUUCUGGACCAAGACGUGAAGCCGGAGAUGGCUCUCCUGUACCCAGAGCUUUAUAAGGACCUGACAAAGGGCCGGUCCUUGUCCUUCAAGACUUUCCUGAUCUGGGUUCUGAUCAGUGUCUACCAAGGUGGAAUCCUGAUGUACGGCGCUCUGGUUCUGUUCGAGUCGGAGUUCGUGCACGUGGUGGCCAUCUCCUUUACGGCGUUGGUCCUCACCGAGCUGCUGAUGGUGGCGUUGACCAUCCGGACCUGGCACUGGCUCAUGGUUCUGGCCGAGUUCUUCAGUUUGGGUUGCUACCUCGCCUCGCUCGCCUUCCUCAACGAGUACUUCGGGAUCGGCCGGGUGUCGCCGGGAGCGUUCCUCGACUUGACCUUCAUCACCACGUGGCCGUUCCUGUGGAAGGUGUCGGCCAUCACCCUCGUCAGCUGUCUUCCUCUCUACAUCCUCAAGUACCUGAAGCGCAAGUUCUCCCCCCCGAGCUACUCCAAGCUGUCCACCUGAUCCCGACGGGUGGGUUCUGACCCUGACCCGUGCAAGUCGAGGUAACGGUGCAUCAGUCGUAAACUAACCGGGUCGGGUUCUGACCCAGACGGGUCGGUUCGGGUCGUCUGCCUUCUCUCAAACUCAUUUUUGUACCGUCUGGAUUUGACGUUCACGAGGUUUUUUAGGUGUUUUUUAUAAAACGUUUUUCCUGGACGAUUGAAACCCGACGAGCACCAAACCAGAACCAGCGCGAUCGGAUCAGCAGCUCUGGUGACCUCUGACCUCUGACGCCUGCUUCCUGGCAGCUCGCUUCUGGACCUGAGACUCGUCUGCUUUCUACUCCUGAGGACGAAUGAGUUUUAUCAUUCGCUCCUUUUACAUGGAAAACCGCCACGGAUGCUCUGGGACGAGAAAGGGGCGGGGCUUUUCUUCUGCAUCGCUCCAGAAAUCUUCUGAUCACAUUGCUGGAAGACGAGAAUGUAAAGAUUUCCUGAUUCUCCGAUGGGAACGAUGCGUCUGAGACGUGAAAUGUUGUUUUUGUACUUUCCUAAGCUGGGAUGAUGUUUCCUGUGGAAUUCCGUGUUGGUGUGAAGUUUUGUGUAUUCUGGCUUUCCUAACAGUGUUAUUUAUGGGAUGGUGGUGAAUAAAAACAGCUGUGAUGAA
This is a messenger RNA of Nothobranchius furzeri (turquoise killifish), 4416 nucleotides long. It is a transcript of the gene atp9b, whose product is annotated as ATPase phospholipid transporting 9B. The record is from RefSeq and is a predicted model, not a curated record. NCBI's taxonomy places the organism in Eukaryota, Metazoa, Chordata, Actinopteri, Cyprinodontiformes, Nothobranchiidae. Gene Ontology annotation, biological process: phospholipid translocation; endocytosis; retrograde vesicle-mediated transport, Golgi to endoplasmic reticulum. Gene Ontology annotation, cellular component: plasma membrane; endosome; trans-Golgi network. Gene Ontology annotation, molecular function: magnesium ion binding; ATPase-coupled intramembrane lipid carrier activity; ATP binding.